AUGAUGGACACAACGACCGUCAUCUGUGAAAAGAAGGAAACAAAAAAGACUGAAGCAGUAGCUGAGUCGUCUAGUUCUGGAUUUUCGUCCUCAACCAAAGGUUCUGCCUUGGAUCUAUUAUUUUCCGUGGCUGGCAUCUAUGCUUCAUUCUUGACAUGGGCACUGCUUCAAGAACGCAUUUCUGCAACUGGUUAUGGAGCCGACUCUGAAAUCUACCGUGGGUCGCUCGUCAUCAAUGCCGUACAGGCCCUUCUAGCUAUGGCUGUGGGGUUUAUUUACGCAACAGUCAAAUCAACCUCCAAGGAAACCGCGCCGUUGGCAGUUUUUUCAGGGAACUCUGCGCUACGUCGGGAACUGCUUGUUGUUGCUGCCACGCAAACACUUGCUGCACCUUUUGGAUACGCAGCGCUGCGCCACGUAUCCUACUUGACUCUGUUGUUGGCCAAGUCUUGUAAGCUUGUGCCCGUCAUGCUGAUCCACCUCACCGUGUACCGGCGCUCAUUCCCACUGUACAAGUACCUGGUGGUAUUUGCUAUCACGGCUGGCGUGUUUAUGUUUACAUACUAUAAGGCUGCCAACAAAACGUCACAUGCAGUGGUUGCUGGAGCCGCAGUGACGGGCUCAUCGUGGAUCGGGUUGGGUCUGCUUGGCAUUAAUUUGCUGCUGGACGGCGUCACAAAUAGUACUCAGGACCAUAUUUUCCACAAGCACAAACAAAUGACGGGUCCCCGAAUGAUGUUUGGACUUAAUCUUGCCGUUUGCUUAUUGACUGGAGCAUACCUUGUGAGUUCUGCACUUGCACUCAAGAGCGGGUUGCCAGGGACUUCUCUUUACUCAGAUCAGCUGGCAAUGACGGCUGCUUUUGUGGCUCGAAAUGGCCCACGAGUGUUGGUUGAUACUGCGCUAUUUGGGCUGUGUGGAGCGCUGGGCCAGGUUUUUAUUUUCCACACACUUGAAACAUACGGAUCACUGAUUCUAGUGACUGUAACGGUGACACGGAAAAUGGUGAGCAUGUUGUUGUCAGUGGUGUGGUUCAACCAUAGCUUGACGGUAGGCCAAUGGGUUGGCGUAGGCGCGGUGUUUGGCGGGAUUGGCGCGGAAGCAGCGUUCAAGUACUGGCAAACACGCCAGAAACAAGUCAAGGUCGAGUAA
Molecule: messenger RNA, 1152 nt
Organism: Magnusiomyces paraingens
Lineage: Eukaryota; Fungi; Ascomycota; Dipodascomycetes; Dipodascales; Dipodascaceae
Exons: 2
Coding region: 1-1152 (383 amino acids)
Biological process (GO): UDP-galactose transmembrane transport
Cellular component (GO): Golgi membrane; endoplasmic reticulum membrane
Molecular function (GO): UDP-galactose transmembrane transporter activity; UDP-glucose transmembrane transporter activity
Source: RefSeq, a predicted model, not a curated record